Molecule: messenger RNA, 402 nt
Organism: Auanema sp. JU1783
Lineage: Eukaryota; Metazoa; Nematoda; Chromadorea; Rhabditida; Rhabditidae
Source: the annotation of a GenBank genome assembly
AUGUCUGAACUUACCUGGCAAAUCAUCAGAAAGAACAGCUGCUUCCUCAGAUACCAAAGAGGUAUCCAGAAGCCUUUCUCUGUUGAGAAGUUCAACCUUCUCGGUAAGAACAGCCCACGCUUCAACGGUUUGAUCAACAAGAAGGGUUUGGAUAUCUCUGCCGCUGAGGACGGUAAGGGAGUCGUUGUAUCCACCAAGAAAUCUGGAAAGGCCAACCAACCAGCCAAGAGCGUCAAGACUCAAGUUUUCAAGAACCCCAUGAAGACCACCAAGUCUAUUGGAAAUCUUGCCUCCAACUUGGGACUCGGAAGUCAAGCUAAGCUGGCCCAGAGAGUUGCCUCUGCCAUCAUUCGCUCCCAACGGCCUAAGUCGAAGAAGCAUGUUAAGAAGACCGAGGCUUAA